AUGGAAGUGAAAGAGCAACGUCUAUACUGCUCACUCACUAAGGCCCACAAGGACAAGGAGGGGGCAUAUCCUGGUUCUUCAGGGAACAGUGAAGACUGUGCUAUUGGCCACCAAGAAGUACGUGUUCCAACCCAGAAGUCUUACUCCUCUAGUGAGACCCUCAAGGUCUUUGACCAGCACCAAGACCAGACCAGGUUAUUUUAUGGGACAUCAAAAGGACACAAGGACAUGGUUCAUCGCGUACAAGAUGAGUACAACAUAGAUGGUCAUCAUUUUAGUCUCCGUCAACUGGGCAUCUGCGAUCCACCAUCACGCCAAGGCCUAGCAUUCUGCUCUGAGAUGUGCCUCCCCCACGGUGGUUUCUCUGUUGCUACAGCCCAGGACCAAGAUGUGGACAGUCAAGCUAUGAUGUCAUCAGAGAGAGCUAUGCGGCUGUGGGACCACGGAGGUUUGGGAAAGUCAUCUCAGAGUUCCUGUUUAUCCAGCCGCUCCAACUCAGUGCUGACUCUUACCGAUACCGAACACGAGAACAAGUCCGACAGUGAGAACGUGUCAUUGGAGUGUGAAUGA
Molecule: messenger RNA, 570 nt
Organism: Syngnathus typhle (broad-nosed pipefish)
Lineage: Eukaryota; Metazoa; Chordata; Actinopteri; Syngnathiformes; Syngnathidae
Product: teneurin-3-like
Exons: 5
Coding region: 1-570 (189 amino acids)
Biological process (GO): signal transduction
Cellular component (GO): membrane
Source: RefSeq, a predicted model, not a curated record